Molecule: messenger RNA, 303 nt
Organism: Penicillium roqueforti
Lineage: Eukaryota; Fungi; Ascomycota; Eurotiomycetes; Eurotiales; Aspergillaceae
Exons: 4
Coding region: 1-303 (100 amino acids)
Source: RefSeq, a predicted model, not a curated record
AUGGGCCCCCUAGGUCACACCUUGUGGGUGAAGCGCACCCGCUGGCGGAAGCGGUGUGGAACUCUGUGGUCCGAAGAGGAGUUAAUUGUUGCCAUUUAUUUCCUGUCCCGGCUGAUUCAUCCAGAGACUGUUCGCUGUCUGCUUUUGCGUCGAGGCUACAAUCGCUCGAUUGGCGCUAUUGAGCGAAAAGCUCUCUCGGUAGCUCAACAAAACCCGUACCUGAGGUCAUCUGAAGGUCACUGGGACGUCAGUGCCGUGGACCACUGGACGUGGCAUCUAAUCAAGCGGUUGAUGACCUGUUAA